CGCGCAGGCGGCGGCGGCGCCACCGCCGCCGGCGCCGCGGCCGCGCGCCGGCAGCAGCAGGAGUCUGCCGCGGCGGCCGCGCAGCUCGCCGGCGGCAUGCUGGCGCUGCAGCAGGUGAUCGGCAGCGCUUUGGGCGCGCAGCACGUGUCCGCGGCGACCGCGGCCGCCGCCGCAGCCGCCGCAGCCGCGGCAGGCGCCUCGGCUAUGGGUCAGGCGUAG
Messenger RNA from Monoraphidium neglectum, 219 nucleotides. RefSeq lists its product as hypothetical. The record is from RefSeq and is a predicted model, not a curated record. Lineage: Eukaryota; Viridiplantae; Chlorophyta; Chlorophyceae; Sphaeropleales; Selenastraceae. The transcript has a single exon. The annotation marks the transcript as partial.